CAUCAUGCGUAUAGUGUAUAAUAAGGACACAUGCAUACAUGCACAUAAUUGAUAGAGUAAUACCAAGUAGCUCACCUUUUUGACAUUAACCAAACACGGCAACCACACUGCUUUACUCGCUCUCAUUUUCUUCUUUAUUUUUGUUCCCACUUCUUCUUUGAGAGCCUUAAGGAAUAAGGAGGAGGAGGAGGAGGAGGAGGGGUUCUUUUCUAUCUUUUCCCCUUCCCUGUAUAUCUCUCUUGGAAAGCAAGCAAAGCAAACAUAACAGAGUAAAGCAAAAAAGGAAAGAAAAUACAGCGACAACAACAACAGAAGAAGAAAGACCGACCGACCCAUUUGAGGACGUGAGGUGGGGCUCCCCCCCCCCGCCCCCCUUUCCAGUUUCCACCUCCCAUUAUAUACUAAAAUGACCUCCAGACCACCCAACGCCACCAACGGCACUCACCACCACUCGCACCCACCACCACCACCACAACCUCCCAGCAACACCACCAACGCUACCGCUCUUAGUACCCACCAACCCCACCCUCCUCCUGCUCCUCCUCACUCCCAUUACUUCCCACCUCACUCUUCUUCCUCCUCCUCCAAGGCCUCCUUCAAAGGCUGCUGCUGCUGCCUCUUCCUCCUCUUCUCCUUGCUCUUCCUCCUCGUCCUCGCCGUCAUCCUCGUCGUCGUCCUCGCCAUUAAGCCCAAGAAGCCCCAGUUCGACCUCCAAUCCGUCGGCGUCCAGUAUCUCGGCAUCAACUCCAAUCCCAAUCCCACCCCAACCCCCACCUCCUCCUCCUCUGCCUCUGUCUCCCUAGCCAUCAGGAUGCUCUUCACCGCCGCUAACGAUAAUAAGGUCGGGAUCAAGUACGGCGACUCCAAAUUCACGGUGAUGUACCGGGGGAUCCCUUUGGGACGGGGCACUGUUCCUGGGUUCUACCAGCCCGCCCAUAGCGUCCGCCAAGUUCAGACCACCAUUGCGGUGGACCGGGUCAACUUGCUCCAGACCGAUGCUGCCGAUUUGCUGAGGGACGCCACCGUCAAUGAUCGGGUUGAGCUGCGGGUGCUGGGGGAUGUUGGAGCUAAGAUCCGGAUUCUUGGCUUUACUUCACCUGGGGUGCAGGUAUCGGUUGAUUGCGCAAUAGUGAUCAGCCCCAGGAAGCAAGCACUCACUUACAAGCAGUGCGGAUUUGAUGGCCUCAGCGUAUGACCUGCUCCUCUUCAAACGGACCUCCACCGGUUCUCUUUUUUACCCUUUCUUUCUUUCGAGAGGGAGUAAAUUAAAGAAGACUAGGAAGAAUACUUUUUUUAUUAUUUGCAUGGUUGAAUUGAAAGAGUAAUUUUCUUUUAGCCACCACCGCGACCGCACAUGGACGGACGGACUCGAUUUAUUUUUGGUUGCAACAACUUCAGAAUACCUGAUUAGUCAUCACUAAUUCUUAAUUACUGCUGUUAUUAGUGAGGCAAAUGUUUAUAAAGAAAUGUAACUCAUGAGAGCAUCUUUCCUUUCUUUUCUUUUCAACUUCUGUGCUGGUUUUGUUGUAAAAGUUUUGGAGCGAUUUUGUGGAUGGAGGAGAAUCUUGGGGUUAAUUCUUUUUAGAUGUUCCGCCCGCCUCCGCUUAUGAGUAAUGAUUGAAGAUAGAAGAGAAUCUUGGGAUGA
Molecule: messenger RNA, 1645 nt
Organism: Coffea eugenioides
Lineage: Eukaryota; Viridiplantae; Streptophyta; Magnoliopsida; Gentianales; Rubiaceae
Exons: 2
Coding region: 407-1195 (262 amino acids)
Cellular component (GO): plasma membrane
Source: RefSeq, a predicted model, not a curated record